AUGGCAUGGAACAAUAAGUCAGUAGUUACUGAAUUCAUUUUGUUGGGUCUGUCCAGCUCUCGGGAACUUCAACUCUUCCUUUUCUUUAUCUUCUCUGUGCUUUAUGGAGCUGCGGUGUUGGGAAAUAUCCUUAUCAUCCUCACAGUGAUUACAGACUCUCGGUUGCAUUCCCCAAUGUACUUUUUUCUUAGCAAUCUCUCCUUCAUUGAUGUGUGUCAGGCUACAUUUGCCACUCCCAAGAUGAUUGCAGACUUCCUCAGCGAACACAAGACCAUCACCUUCCAGGGAUGCAUGUCACAGAUCUUUUUCUUGCAUGUUUUUGGGGGCAGUGAGAUGGUGCUUCUUGUGGCCAUGGCCUAUGAUAGAUACAUUGCUAUAUGCAAACCUCUGUAUUAUAAGACCAUCAUGAGCCGAAGGGUGUGCUCUGUUCUGGUGGGGGUCUCCUGGGCUAUUGGCAUCCUACACUCAGCCAGCCACCUGGCAUUCACAGUUGAUCUUCCUUUCUGUGGACCCAACAAAGUGGACAAUUUCUUUUGUGACCUCCCCCUUGUGAUCAGGCUUGCCUGCUUAGACACCUAUGUUUUAGAUAUUCUGGUGCUCGUGAACAGUGGCCUGCUCUCGCUUAUCUGUUUCCUCCUUUUGCUAGUGUCUUAUACUAUCAUCCUUGCUACUGUCCAUCGCCAAGCCUCUGAUGGGACAUGCAAAGCACUUUCCACCCUGUCUGCCCAUAUCACUGUUGUGGUUCUGUUCUUUGGCCCAUUAAUCUUUAUCUAUAUUUGGCCCUUUGAAAGCUUCCCAAUUGAUAAAUUUAUCUCUGUGUUUUUUACUGUCUUCACUCCUCUCUUCAACCCUAUGAUUUACACACUGAGGAAUAAAGAUGUAAAGGAGGCCAUGAAGAGGCUGAGAAACCGACAUGUGGGUUCCAAGCAAGUCUUUUAGACAACUGUGAGGA
Molecule: messenger RNA, 952 nt
Organism: Vicugna pacos (alpaca)
Lineage: Eukaryota; Metazoa; Chordata; Mammalia; Artiodactyla; Camelidae
Product: olfactory receptor 4K1-like
Biological process (GO): G protein-coupled receptor signaling pathway
Cellular component (GO): membrane
Molecular function (GO): olfactory receptor activity; G protein-coupled receptor activity
Source: RefSeq, a predicted model, not a curated record